UAUAACCUCAAAAUAAGCCAAAUAAAAUGUGUUUACCUUGUGUUUAUGAAAAUUAUUACAAACUUUAAGGUAUAAUUAAUCGAAAUAGAAAUGAGUCAAAUUUUAAACAAAGUUCGGGACUUAGAUCCUCACGAUACAGAUGCAGCUAAGGAAGCCUUAUCCUCUUUCUUCCCUAAUUUAGCAAAACACAAAGAAGGCGACUGCGUGCGAUGGCUAAGAUCACUAGAAGGCGUUAUAAACCGGUUCCCAAAGCUCUGCGGUUCGCAACGGGCAAAUAUAGAAAAAUACAUAGUCCAUUUCUUGGACUCAAGCAAUUGCAACAUUGUAAUAGAAGCCGCUAAAUGUGCUCAUGUGCUGCAGCAAGUGCGCCCUGGGCAGGAGAAAGCAGCCACGCCCAAAGUUUGCUGGCGGGAUCUCAUGAGCGCCCUCUGCAACGCUGUGCACUCUCUCCUCUCCGAGAUAUUCCCUAACGCAGUUAACAUCUACAGGAGCAAUGGGGAAGAAGAGAACAAAAUAACAUCAGACUCAAUUCUGUUGUCCACAUUGAGCGACCUAUCUUUAGUAUCCGGGCAGGAGCGAAUACUGAACAGGCAACAGAUACUGUGCACAAGGCUCCGGAAUGUGUUUAUCUUCAUUCAAGCCAUGCUUGUUGAAAUAUACCCAGUGGGUAAGCCGGUGCGGCCACAGAUGAUAUUAGACGCCGUGAUCCGAGCGCUAGGGGCCAGCGGGGACGCGGCGCACAGCUCUGAGUCUGUGGCGACCGUUAAAACGCACGCGCUGAGAACGCUGGACGCUCUCGUGGCUUGUUUGGGAUCAAAUCUGAUCCCAUUUUCUCCCCUAGUCUUCAAAUGUGUGAUGCAGACGCUGCGAUGGACUUCAGAUAAUCAAAAUGAUCAAACAAGUGGCGUCCGGAUCACAGCUUACAACAGCCUAUCCACUUGGCUGAACAGCUUACGCUGUCAUCGCGCGCCGGUGCGCGCUCGCGGCUGGCACGACGAGCUAGUCUCACAUAUAACCAGUGACGUCACUCCGCAGACACAUACCGUGCAGCUGACGAUGAAUAAUCCGCCACGAAACCUGUCAAAGAAACAAAAGAAGAAACAAGCACAAGUAAUGUUGCAACAGAGCUCGAUAGCGAACUACGCUCCCGGCGCAAACAAUACUACCACGUGUGCGGAGUCCAACGAGGAAACAGUUAUAGCAGCGUUGGAGUGUACGGAAACGUUCCUGACAGUCUGUGGAAUAUUUCUCAAACCGGCCACUCAUAAGGUCUUCCACGAGCUGCUAGUUCGCGAAUGUUUCCACCUAGCUGACUACAGCAGUGCCCGCGGCCUGGCGCUGCUCCGCGCUCUAGAAGCUUCUAGAAGGAGCGCCCCGCCAGGGGUGCCCCCUCCCACACAGUACUGCCUUCAACUGUAUAGCGCUGCCGUCAAUAGCCAGUGUAGAGAGAUCUCCAAAUUCUGCACCCAAGCCCUCCUAGACAUCAGGCUGCAUCUGCACUGCUCGCCGCCGUCGCUCAGUUUCGCGGCCGACACACAGACUGCACAGAAGGAGGUAGAAGAGAAGAGAAGGAUGUCCAGAAGGAACCGGGAGGCGCUGGAGUCAUUGCUGGGAGCUGACAAAAUACCACCAGAAUCCUGCGACAUAGACGCACCGGAACUGGAAGAGCCUACCAUCAAGAAGCCCCGAAUCGACGAUGAUAAAAUCAGCCUCAGCAGCUCCUCCGAACACUCCAUACAAGUCUGCGACUCCGACUCAGAAGACAUCGAAGAAGUUCCCAUGGACCCCGAAGAAACACAUGCUGUCCAUGAAAUAUCCACUGAAGAGACCAUCGUUACGCAUGCUGAUGUCCAUGAAAUCUCCACCGAAGACAAUCCGGACACAACGGACUAUAAAAAAGUUAAUAACAUCCAUGAAGCGACAACACAAAUGCCAAUAGACACAGUUGAUGGGGACAGUCUCUCCGGUAAAUCUAAUGAAGUUGGCUACGGUUACCCGAAUACAGGAAAGUCUGUGGCUGUGCUUGAGAAUUUAGAAGAUGAGAAUUUACCGAACACUAAUGAGACAGAUGAUGUUCAUAUCACUUGCGGACAGGUUGCAGUUACGCCUGAAGAUUUAGAUAAAGAAGAUAUCAAUAUUGAUAAAGAAAUUAAAGUCAAUGGAGUCAAGUCUCCAGAGAAGUCUCCUGAGAAACGGGAGGUAGAAGGCAGUGUCACUGUUAAAAUGGCGGUUUCCAAUGAUGGGGUGUCUGUGGAAGAUAUGUUGGCGGACUUUGUGGAUGAAGUUAAUGAUGAUAAUAUUACGCAAGCUUGAUUUUGUUGUUAAGUUUAGACAUUUAAAAAUAUAAUAUAAAACUAUUAUAGUCGGUCAACCAUGUUUGUCACUAUAAAAUAGCGCGAAAUAUUUUUUAUGGGACGCUUUGCCGCUUUUUUUUAGUCACCUAAAUGGCUUGACAGACUUUGUUUAAAUCUGCGUUAUGGACCCUAUUUUAUAAAGCAACAAGUUUAUGUUGUGUGCAAGGGGUACAUAUAGACUGUCACCCAAUUCUCGGCACUAAAAAAAGGCGCGAAAUUCAAAUUUUCAAUGGGAAUUAAACCUUCGCCCCUACAUUUUCAAUCAAUUUUUAAGUGAUUCCGUCGAUGAUUACGCCAACGUCAAGGUUGGAAGGCAUGUAUUUGCAGACAAUUGGCCGGUUAACCCUACACGUUUUAAAUUUGCCGCCUUUUUAUAGUGUCAUAAUUUGGUUGAACAUCUAUCCUCGUCCUGCCCACCAUAUACAGCUUGGAGACAUUGAAAUUUAAACCAAAUUCUUUAAUUAAUAGGGUAGAUUCUCCUUUUGUACCACGGUUUAAAAAAUAUAGAUAUUUUUUUUUAAUUAAUAAUUUUCAAAAAAUAGAAUAUGUCCAUUAUAAAUCACAUUGGGCAGGACGAGGAUAUAGUAACUUGAAGCUGCAUGCUCCAUGGGUGGAGGCAUUUACUAUCAUUAUAAGUAUUUGUAACUGGUGCCAAUAAGAGUGUAAUCCGCCAUGCUUAAAGCUGAAUUAUUAAACGAAUCUACA
Molecule: messenger RNA, 3059 nt
Organism: Leguminivora glycinivorella
Lineage: Eukaryota; Metazoa; Arthropoda; Insecta; Lepidoptera; Tortricidae
Product: proline-, glutamic acid- and leucine-rich protein 1-like
Exons: 13
Coding region: 91-2313 (740 amino acids)
Biological process (GO): rRNA processing
Cellular component (GO): nucleus
Source: RefSeq, a predicted model, not a curated record